This is a messenger RNA of Rotaria sp. Silwood2, 1257 nucleotides long. Lineage: Eukaryota; Metazoa; Rotifera; Eurotatoria; Philodinida; Philodinidae. The record is from the annotation of a GenBank genome assembly.
AUGCCUGCUAAUUUUCCAGUUAAAGCUGAUGAAGAUGUUGAAGAUUUAACAGCUCCUUAUCAUGAACUUGAAGCAUUUGAUUCCAUAUGGGAUGCAUUAAGAUGGAAGCAUGUAUGCAAGAGAGUACCUAUAUGCUUCAAAAAAACUUUAUACAAUCGAUAUAUGUUAGCUAAUUUGGUUUAUUUGAGUUAUACGAUUGCACUUCUAGUCAUUGAUUUUUAUCCAGAUUUUAAUUCAAACUCUUCUGAUAUAUCUACAACAACAACAACAGAACAAUCGAAUGAUACAAUAUCAAUUCUUGAUCAACCUGUAAUUAUAAAUGAAUAUGUUAAUCGACUUUAUAUCGGUAAACCAUUAUUCUUUAUAUUCAUUGAAGCAAAACAGUGUUUUAUUUUUUCUUUUGGUUUUUUAUCUGAAGGUCUCGCUGUAGUCAAUAUUUUAGUAGCUUUUCUGUAUAUCAUAGCAUGGCGUGGUCGAUCAUGGUUUGAUGUUGUUUUAAUUCCAGAAUAUUUAAAUCAUGUACAAGCUGGACUUUAUCUCUGGUCAGCAUCAUGGUAUUCAAAACAAACUACUCUUGGUGGUUAUUAUACUGUGGCUGUACAUCGAAUUGAGUUAGUUGCAUCAUGUACUGAAAUAUGUGCUGCUAUAGGCUGGAUGAUUUCAUGGUAUAUGACAUAUACACGUACAAUAGGUCGUGGUUUUACUUUUGAUGAUCCUGAUACAAUGGGUUAUUUAACAACAACAACUAACACAUUGUUAUAUCUUGUGUAUAAUAUUCAAAUUAAUAUUUAUCCUGAGCAAUAUGGAACUAAUCAAUUAUAUAUCUAUGCGGAUGUCCUUGGUUUUAUUGGUUCUGUUUAUUAUAUACUCGGUACUUUACGUGAUGAGAAUUGGUUUUGGUUUCUUCCAUUAGCUGGGCAAUAUGGUAUAGCAGCAGGUAGAAUUCAGAUAGAAACACGAGUUUUACCACAAUUUGGACGUCCUGAAAUAUUGUUUACGGAUGAUCUCAUAAUAAAUAAUAUUAAAAAUUGGAGACGUGAAGUUCAGAAUAAGGAGCAAUGGCGUGAAAUAAUUAAUCAAGAAGUUAAGUCCAUGAAGACACGAUCUAAUGCAACACAUAUAUGUGAAAAUAAAGAAACAGCACUCAAACGUCGGAUCGGUGAAGGACUUCUUUACUACAACAAAAAUAAGAAUGCUUCUACAAUUUCAACAAUCAAUGAUGAUGCCAACUGCUCACAAUGUGGACAAUUUUUUUAA